AUGGAUCAUCAUAAGGAAAAUACUUCAUCGGACCCCAUCAGUUUCUUCCCAUCUGAGAUUACUGCAAAGAUAUUCAAUUAUCUGGAUGCCAAAGACAUCUUAGCAGCAUCGGAAGUAUCGAAAAGCUGGUAUAAUUUCAUCGCAGAUUCAUCGCAUUGUCUACGAAAAGUCAAACUCAACUUCAAUCCAAUGAUGAUUCGUGAUGGAGAAGGCAUCGACAAUUGGGUUUCCAUUAUGGAAAAUAAUCAACGCAGCUAUGAAAACAUCGAUAUUACUGGAAUCUUUUUCCGCAACGUAAUGCAAGCCUUGGACAUGAUGAAAACUUCAACACGAUGGAAGAAAAUGGAUAUGGAAAGUUCAUCAUUCAACUCAAGGAUGGACUAUUCGAUCUACUUCAAUGAAAUCAGUGAAACGAUGGAAGAUCUUCGUAUGAAAAAUAUUAGAGUCCGUAACAACCAUCACGAUGCAGUGGCUCGGGACUUAAGUUUCCCAAAACUUAAAGUUCUCCAAGCAUGCAUGAUUGCACCGGCUAUUAUCGAGGAUGUAUUUUGCAACAUGACAACUAUUGAGAAAUUAUAUCUUAGUAGUUAUUACCUCACCAAGAAAGCAAAGGACAACAUCGUGAAACUUCUGAAAUCUAACACGAACCUGAAGGAUUUGCAGUUGAGCUUCUCUUGCUUCACUGAUGUCAUGGCAACAGAAAACAUCAACGAGGGAAUUCAAUUCAACCUUCAAAAGAUGUACAUCGCCGGUCCUAUCUACGACUCAUGCGACUAUCAAAACCUGAAGACCAAUUUCAUUCAUUUUCUGUCAUCACAAAGAGAAAGCUUAACAACUCUUGUUUUUGAAGCUUGGAUGGGUCUAGAUAUCCUGAAAAUGAUUUAUCAACUCCCAAAUUUAAAGCUUCUCAUUGUUGGAUUCUUCUUUCCAAUAAACGAAUCAAUUGAUUGGGGAAAUGUUUGCUUACCAAAAAGUAAAUCAUUAAUUCAAGUUACUCUGUUGGAAUUCCCAGAUUGCUGUGACAUGUUGAAAGCAUUCGCAUCAGGCACUCCAACUUCACGAAUAAAUGUAACUUUUAGAUCUUAUUUAAAUUUCCUCCAACGUUUGCAUGUCGCUUAUAAAAUUAAAAGGACAUUCGGAAAAGAAUUGAAUUUAAAUGUAACUAAUUGGUAUUAA
Messenger RNA from Clunio marinus, 1176 nucleotides. The record is from the annotation of a GenBank genome assembly. NCBI's taxonomy places the organism in Eukaryota, Metazoa, Arthropoda, Insecta, Diptera, Chironomidae.